Paramuricea clavata is the source of this 296-nucleotide messenger RNA. Lineage: Eukaryota; Metazoa; Cnidaria; Anthozoa; Malacalcyonacea; Plexauridae. The record is from the annotation of a GenBank genome assembly.
UCUUCACCUCCGACACAAGUUCUUCACCUCUUUACACUCCCUCUAGUUCAGCUUCUAACUCUCUUGACUCAUUAAAUGUAUCUGAAUCCGAUGUUCAGUCUUUGUUGUCCAAUUUGUCACCCUCUAAGGCUACUGGUCCAGAUGGUAUUCCAGCUUAUCUUCUAAAGCGAUGUUCUGAGGUAAUUUCCCCUUCUUUGACUGCUCUCUUUGAGUUAUCUCUUCAGCAGGGUGUUUUUCCUUCUGAAUGGAAAGCUGCUAAUGUCGUGCCUAUACCCAAAAAGGGUGACACUCAUGAG